GGCCACACUACUGUUAGACCAUGCGUUGUUUGGAUUGAAAAUGGAUUCCUUUAUGAUAUUAGACACGAAAGGCGAGCAGGAGUUGGCUGGCGCGAAACCACAGAGGAUUGCCUACAAACGGGAACUGCUGCUGCGGGAAGAGAAAGAUGGCGGAAGCGACGAGGACCAGCAGGAGGGAGAAGUACAGUUGUUUGGCGUGAAGAUAGACAUCAACGAAGCGCUCAGUGCUGUGAGCUCUCAGCCUGCUGCAAGCAAAAAACUGAAGCCGGUCCCAGAGCCAAGUCCCAGCGGGGACCAUGAUGUGGCUACCCUGCAGGAGAAGGUGGAGAAGGAACUGAAGGGCUCAAGGCAGGCCCUGCAUCCAGACCUAACUCAACGCCAUGCCCUUCCCAUUGUGGGCAAGAGGCAGCAGCCCAUUUUAAAUAGAGCUGAACGCGCCAAAUCCAAGGGCAAGGGCUGGUAUGAUUUGCCCGCGACGGAAGUCACCGAGGAAAUGCGAAACGAACUUAAAAUCAUUCAGAUGCGGUCCGUCUUGAACCCCAAACAAUUCUACAAGAAAAACGACCUCAAAUAUAUUCCUAAAUACUUCCAAAUUGGCACUGUGCAACACUCCGCUUUGGACCACUAUAACGAAAGGAAGUCGAAGAAAAAGCAGUCUCUAGUUAAUGAGUUGCUGGAGGACAAGACCUUCCAAGCGUUCAACAAGAGGAAAUAUAACGAAGUGAUCCAACGCACGGAAAAGUACGCCCAUAGAAAGAGGAUGCAAAAAAUGAAAAAACUUAAGAAAAAUAAAAAGUAAAAAGCGCUAAUCCCUUUGCUUUGUUCUUCAAGUACGACUAAGUUUAACUAUUACAAACUUUAAAUAUUGUGCAUUCUAGGGCUCGUAAAAUACAACGUUAUUAUUUAAGGAAACAACAGUACCUAUCAUUUAACAAGCCCUAGAAUGAACAUAGAAAGGCCUAAGGUAGAGGUUAUUUUCAGCAAGACUAAUCAUAUAAUUAAAAUAUUCGUAUGUAACAGUGCUUGAAAAUAAUAAAAAGAAAGCAGUUUUUAAAUUAA
Drosophila biarmipes is the source of this 1059-nucleotide messenger RNA. RefSeq names its product deoxynucleotidyltransferase terminal-interacting protein 2. Gene Ontology annotation, biological process: RNA processing. The coding region runs from base 41 to 799 and encodes 252 amino acids. Gene Ontology annotation, cellular component: nucleolus. NCBI's taxonomy places the organism in Eukaryota, Metazoa, Arthropoda, Insecta, Diptera, Drosophilidae. The transcript is spliced from 2 exons. Gene Ontology annotation, molecular function: RNA binding. The record is from RefSeq and is a predicted model, not a curated record.